Molecule: messenger RNA, 2568 nt
Organism: Striga asiatica
Lineage: Eukaryota; Viridiplantae; Streptophyta; Magnoliopsida; Lamiales; Orobanchaceae
Source: the annotation of a GenBank genome assembly
UAAUUAAUAGAAAAACUCUAGAGAGCAGUAGAUUAAUAAAUUGUCUUGAGUUUACCUUUGAGGCUCGAACGAAAACCAAAAAUCCGAUAAAAGCGGGCCAUCGGAUCCCAUUUCCGGUUUAUCUGUCCGUCGUAUAAGCUCGCCGCCCGGUAGCGUGAACCACGUGCAUUUCCAAACGCUCAAGGCCCGAAAUCCUCCAUUAGUCCACCUGAACUACCGGCACGCGCCACGGCUGGAAGAUGAGCUCGAAGUCGGCGCCGCGGCACAGGCGCCGAGUGCCUAUCCCGAUCUACCUCGUCCUAAUAGCAACAUUCACCGUCCUCGGCCUAUUGAUGGUGGAUUUCAGGUCCAUCGAUUCAUCCUCCCAACUCCCAAUCAGGAACAAAACCUCGGCAAUCACCGGAGAGGAAGAUACUUCAGCUAACGCGACGAUGAGCGAGGCCAUGGAUGCUAAUGCUCGAAAGACCUGCGCUACUGUUGAAGAGAUGGGUGAGAUUUUCAGCAGAGGUUAUGCGGAGGAAAGCCUGAGAGUGAGACGAAUCAUUCACGAUCACUUUGCCUUAAAUGGUGCAUCGAGAGUGAGGGAACUCCAUCCAGAGGAAUUCUGCAAUCAUGGUUUCGUGAUUGGAAAAGCAUCAGAAGCUGGUCUGGGUAAUGAACUAUACAAGAUCAUAACUGCUGCAGCCUUGAGCGUGAUGCUAAACCGAUCAUUGAUAAUUGGCCAAACCAGGCAUAUUGGUUCUCUCUCAAGCCUUUCUGUUUUGCAUUAACUUUGGAAUUUGUGCCUCUAAACUAUUGCUUCACAAAUAAACAAAUUACAAGCCUGCCACCUGCUAUGCCCCCAUGUCCCUAAUUUCUGAGAAGGAUAAGGAAAAGAGAAAAGAUUUCACCAUCACGAUCUUAAUGCAUUGUUGGUUUGGUUUGCCUAUAUCCAUUCCUGGUGUUCUAUAAGUAUCUGAAUUAGGAAGCUAAUUGUUGUGCAUUGCUUUAGGAAAGCAAUAAAGGGGGGCUGCAGUAGACCUAAUCAAGUGGUGAAAUGUAAUAGAUAUAUGGAGAAGAGCCUUUUUCCCCUUCUAAAUAUUUGCAGGAUUUUCAUUAAGUUACUUGUGUAUUUUCACUUGCAGAGGUAGAUUUCCAUUUGGUGAUUACAUUUCCUAUUCCAACGACUCGUUUACGUUGAAAGAAGUGAAGCACUUGUGGAGACAGAAUCGUUGUCUGACAAAAUACGGAAGACAUCUAAUAAUGAGGCUCGAUGAUUUUCAGAAGCCAGCGAAGACAAGUGUUCUCUGCAGUAACUGGAAAGAAUGGGAACAACCAAUAAUAUGGUUCCAAAACACUACAGAUGCUGUGGCUGCCCAGUUUUUCUUAAAGAACGUACAUAUGGAAAUGAGAGAAGCCGCUUUUGAUCUUUUCGGGAGCCCGGAAAAGCUUCAGUACAGGGCUAAUGUUUUUGGUGAGCUCAUGAGGAUUUUAAUGUCCCCUUCCAAUGAUGUUGAACGAGCUAUAAACUGGGCUCUUAAUGGGAGAGACCCUGAUAUUGCCCUGCAUAUGCGAAUGAUGAUGAAUCGAUCUGUAAGAGCAAAGCAAGCAGCCAUGGAUUGCCUAAAAAAAGCAAUACAUAAUAAUCUCCCGUCAUUAUCAAAACCUAGAGUUGUUCUGGUGUCGGAUACCCCUUCUGUUGUGAAAGAUAUUGCACCAAGUUUGGAGGAAUUUGCAGAGGUUCUUCACUUUGAUUAUGAAAACUUUGAUGGAAAUGUAUCUGGAAAUAAUAACAAAUCAACAGCCUUAAACUUUAGAGUCAAGGAUUGGGGACCGGCACCCAGAUGGGUAGCUUUUGUUGAUUUUUUCCUAGCAUCCCGUGCCAAGCAUGCUGUUAUUUCCGGUGCUCACCGACGUGUCGGGACAACCUACGCUCAGUUGAUUGCAGCACUUGCAGCUGCAUACAGACUUGAUUGCGAAUCUUCCGACAACUGCUCGAGCAUCACAUUCCUCAGUAGCUUCCAAAGUAACUUGCUCUCAGAUGGCUUGAAGAAUCAGGUAGGGUGGGGCCACGUGUGGAAUAGAUUUGCAGGUCCACUGAGCUGUCACGGGCAGGCGAGCCAAUGUGCUUUGACGCCUGUUCUUCCUCCUGCUUGGUGGGACGGGCUCUGGCAGUCCCCCAUUCCACGCGACUCCCGUAGGAUGGAAGCCUAUGGCGUCAAACUUUCGGGUUUCGGGACAGUUGACUAUGGCGCCCUGAAAAAUUUCUGUCAGUCCAGAAAAAAUUCGGUGGUUGGAAUUCAGCUUAUCUAAAUGCUCAGGCGUGCGGUGCCAUCGAUGAAUGACAAGUGUCCCAAAUCUUUUUUGAUACGAGAAUAUGUACAUCAGGAUGUGGAGCUGGAUUUGGUGUUGUUUGUUGUACACUGGUUUAAUUCAUUCAUAUUUGUAGCGUGUAUUGGUGGACACUGUAUUGUAUCUGGACAUUCUGAGUUGUGUGGCAUGAAAAAUUGAUGAUGCUACUAAUAAUUCUUUUGGAUGGAGAUCUUGGUGUGAGCUGGAUUUGGUGUUGUUUGUUGUACACUGGUUUAA